AGGGGGAUCUCAAAUCCUAAUGCAAGGCAUUGGUCUUCCAACAGCUUCUUUGACUGGACAAGGAGAACCAGCACCAAAACCGAAGCCAGUGUCUUUGCAGUCUGGAGAGACUCCUCCCGUCCAGUGUCCACCUGAUACUGCUGGCAUGGCCAAGCUAAAGAAAAGGACCAUAAAAGCGCCAUUAACACCAACUUUACUACCGCCAAUCCCCCCUAUGCCUUCUUCACCUGUCUCUGGACCUGUACAGUUCCAAGUGAUAGUGACACCACCACUGCCCACAACCAUGGUAACAACUGUACAGCCAGGACAGAAGAGGAAAGCUGUGGAUGCAGGGAUGGUAAAGAAAAGAAAGACCGCAACUGUCAAGUGCCCUAAGUGUGGAGAAGAGAGAACACCUCCCACUCACCAACAGUACAUGGGCUUCAGAUAUUGUGGAAAGACAGAGACAACAUCCUUUGAUGAAUGGAGGGCAAGUUUAAAAGAAAGGGCCAAGAAUAGAAAAGGACCACAGUAGAGCCAUGUGAAGUCUGCAGAAGGGCAGCCAGUUUCCACAGUAGAGCCUCCUCAGUCAUCUGUUGCUACCAUACAUUUAUAUGAAGGACAAUUUGUGGAGAAGGAAAUGGUAGCAACAAAAGCCAUACAAAUUUAAUGCAGCCUGCCCUAUGACAAAUAUUUCUUUUAAUAUUGGGAUACAGUAGAAGGUUCCAAUCCCUUGCAAAAGUAGAGGAAAUUUUUUUAUGACUUUCUUAACUUAUUUCAAAUUUGUCAUAUAUGUUGAUAUUUUCAUGAAAUUGUGUAAAAAAUGUUGGUUUUUCAUAAAUCUGUGUCAUAUAGCAAGUUCUGCAGAGAAGAAAAAGCUUCCAUAGUUCUAUAGCAUCAAAAACAACACUGUCAUUGUAAUGAUAUAGAACAUCUGCUUACUUUUGUCCAGGACUCCAUCCACUUAUUUGGCCAAGUUAGACAAUCCUGAUUCUAAUGCAGACAUUCCAGUCCCCAUGGUCAGAAGCUCUUCAAUCAGGUGAAACACCAGGAACAACAGAGGAAACUGUACCAUCAAAGGAUGACAGUACUGUCAUCAAAGACAAAGUCUCCUGACUCAAUAUUAGGUCUCUAGCAUGUUGGGAUGAAGAGCUACCAAGCUUGUUCAAAUGGAUGACCCCGACCUUCAUUAGAGGUCACAGAGGUCAAA
Messenger RNA from Pecten maximus, 1189 nucleotides. RefSeq names its product proline-rich extensin-like protein EPR1. NCBI's taxonomy places the organism in Eukaryota, Metazoa, Mollusca, Bivalvia, Pectinida, Pectinidae. The transcript has 2 exons. The record is from RefSeq and is a predicted model, not a curated record. The coding region runs from base 20 to 514 and encodes 164 amino acids.